UGGCAAAUUUCAAAUAUGUGGAUAUAAUAUAUGUAAAAAUGGCAUCGAAUAAAUGCAACAAAGUCACUAAUGUCGAAGUUCAAAAUAUGAUGAAUGCGUCAACAUCCGGAGUAAUUCGACUAAAUCCUAAUCGAAAUCCAAAUAUCUCAACUAUUGCAAAAGUUGAUGAUGAAACUGUGGUUUCUUCAGAUUUAUUCGCUUACAAUCCAGCAAAAUAUUCUUUCUGCAGAGAAAAGAGUAUAGUUAAUAUUCUAAAAAUUGGAGAAUCGGGUGCCCUGGAAUUUCUGUCAGAAAUAAGGAGUGGUGUAUAUAGUAUUGCAAUAUGGCCUAAGAGUGCAGACUCCGCUUAUGAGAAGUUAUUGGAUCAAUUAGAUUUGGUGAUCCCGGAAGCUACACAGUGGAAAAAUCGUAGACCAAAUAUAGGAGAUUUUGUAUUUGGUCAAAAGCUGGACGGAGAUUGGGUUAGGGGAUAUGUUAUAUGUGUGCUACCAUUCCUAAAACUGGCUAUGAUCGACGAAGCUAAAUUAGUGCUAGUUAGUAACCUUGCUACAUGCGAAAAACCCAUUUCAGAUAUGUAUGCAUUUAGUGGAGUAUGUGAAUUAACUGAUGCUACAUAUAAAUUUAGGGAAGGUCAAGAUUUUCAAUUUAAAGUAACAGGCCUAACAGAUAACGAGAAACCAGAGGAAUUCAAAAUAUUAAUUCAUAAAGGAAAUUUUGUGAUAAAGGCUACUGUAAGGCCUUGGAUUCCAAUGCAGGAACAAUUGGGAGUACCAUGUGGUGAUGUGACUAAUGGAACUACAGUAUGCAUUACUGGUUAUCGAAAUCAUAUACAUAUGUACGUUCGUCCCUUAGAUACUCUAGGUUUGGCACGAUAUACCUUUAUUAUGGAAACUGUUGCAAAAUGCGCUGAAACAUCUCCAUUUUUGAAAGAACCAUCUAUUGGGCAGUCGGUAUUAGCACUGUCUGCUGACGGCUAUUAUUAUCGUGCAUAUGUUAUUAAGUUAGAAGAAGAUAGAGCGCAUGUUAUGUACCAUGAUCUUGGUCGUAGAGAAUAUGUAGAUAGGAAGAAACUUAAGAUUUUUCCUGAUUAUUUGAAGAAGCUUGGAUAUUGUUUAUCAAAAAUCCGUCUACAAGGUAUUCCUAAAGAUAUCCCACCGUUAAUGCCAAUAAUUAAACUUCUGGACUACCUACUGGAAAAUGAAGUUCCUCUGAUAUGUACAUAUGAUGGUCUACCUGACACAGAAGGUGUAUAUCUGAAAUAUCGUAACGGAGAAAGCGUUAAUAAUAUUAUAUGUAACUGUCUCGAGCCGGGUCGUGUGUAAGCUUCUGAGUAAAUAGAAAAAUGAAUCUCAGAAUUACUUGCUCCCGAUAGCUGUAUUAAAACAAAAAUUAUUGAGCGUGAUCUUGUAUCUGUGUGUCGUAUAUAACGUGUAAGUACCAUUGAUUAAAGUCAAAAUAAUUGAUAAAUGUUUAAUAUCAGAUCGGAGGGAAAAAAAGAAACAAAAAAAAAA
This is a messenger RNA of Bombus pyrosoma, 1511 nucleotides long. RefSeq lists its product as uncharacterized. The coding region runs from base 39 to 1322 and encodes 427 amino acids. The transcript is spliced from 6 exons. The record is from RefSeq and is a predicted model, not a curated record. NCBI's taxonomy places the organism in Eukaryota, Metazoa, Arthropoda, Insecta, Hymenoptera, Apidae.